GAGGCGAGGCGGCGAGAUGGAGCCGGCGCUCGGAGCCCACGAGCUGCUGCACGUUUUCUCCUUCCUGGAGGCCCGAGACCUGCUCUGCGCCGCGCAGGUGGACAAGAUGUGGAAUGAAGUUGCAAGGACGGAGGAACUAUGGAGGCAGCUGUGUUGCAGACGCUGGUCAUCCUUCAAGGCCUCUGGGAUAGUUCCAGGCACACAAACAUGGAAAGAGUAUUAUCUCUGCCGAUCCGAGCUGGAAUUCCGAAUGGAGUCUGGGCGGCCAGGGAAGGACUUCGUCUGCACAGCACUUGCUGGCCACAUAGGAUCUAUAGAUGGCCUGGCCUACAUCUCAACCAAUGAGUGCCGAUUUGAUGGGAGGGAGAAGUCUGUGGUUUGCUCUGUGUCCUCAGACUCCACUGUUCGUGCCUGGGAUUUACGUGAGGGCAAGGAGAUCUGGUGCAGCCCUUGUCAGCCCACUGCUCUGGUGAAUUUGGUAACUUACCCUCAGCUGCAGCUGGUUGUCACGGUGGACGAGCAGGGAUUGAUUAAAGCCUGGGAAGCGGAGACAGGGCGGGAGCGGGCCUCCUUCUGUCUGCCCACCUCUUCUUCUGCGCUGGAGGCCUGCAACCAUCCAGAAGGCCCCUUCCUGCUGGCAGCCUGUGCUGAGGGGAACCUCUACACUCUGAUGCUGCCUCAACUGCAGCUGGUCUCCAGCGUGACUGCAUUUCCCAACAGUCCCGUGCAGCUCCUGUGCUCUCCUGACUGCCAGUGGGUGUUUGCAUCAACCCAGAAUUCAGACCUUGACCCGAAGGUGUUCCACACAGCCUCUCUGCUGUACCCAUUGGACGAUGAGACUCCCGUCUUUACCACCUUCUCCAGCUGCGUGAGACCCCAAGCCUGCUGGGCUCCUGCUGAAGCGGCCAGGUUGAUUGUCAUGCACCCAGAUGGCAAUAGCAUGCAGCUGGUUAUCACCACCUAUGAGCUAAGGGCCAAGAAGUGCAAGAAAAAAGUGGACAUUGUGGUACAACAGAUUGCCAGUUUCCUGCUGCCAGAUACCAUAAAGCCUCCGAACCUCAUGAAGAGCCAUGGCUCUCAGGUGCUGCUGCUGGUCUCGGGACUGCAGCUGGUGCUGUUCACCAUCCACGGCCUGCAGCUGGCAGCCUUCCAGGACCACCAGAGGCCCAUCACGUCUGUGUGGGUGGACCCAAGCCGAGUAAUCACCUCAUCGCUUGAUCUCUCUUUGCGCGUCUAUGUGUGGAAUAAGGAGAAGAAGUUCCCAGUCCUCAAGAGCUGUUAUCACUUGCUUGGGGGAUCUCACAGAUGGGCCAGUGGGUAUAUGCAUGUGGAAAGUGACAGCAGGAGUAUCGUAGGCGUAGAAGCCAGAAGCGUUGGAACAAGUGUUCUGAGGUCCUUCUGCUUCAGAGUGGAGCGUGGCUGAGAUGACUGCACCACAUCCAAGAUAUUUUCACUUUGGUAAAGAGCUUGUAGACAUACAAAGACUGAAUGGGUUAUGGCAUCAGUACUGGGAAAGGAAUUAGAAAUGCCUAGAUGUCGACUGUGUCCCAGGCACUGGCAAUGGCUUUACUCUUGAAUUCUGUCAGCAAGCCAGUGAAACAGGUGCUAUUAUUCCUGCUUUUUCCACAAGGAACAGGAAACACAGAAUGAGAGAAGUAGCCUGUUAGUAGCCCAUCUGCCAGCUGCUGAGCAUCUUGCACAAGACCAUGCAGACAGUAAGAGACAGAGAAUGGGUAACUUUAAGUCUGUGGGUACUGAAAAGUGCACAUUUAAUGUACUGGGAUUAUAAUGUUUUUUUGUUGUUGUUGUCAAAUUA
Molecule: messenger RNA, 1816 nt
Organism: Ochotona princeps (American pika)
Lineage: Eukaryota; Metazoa; Chordata; Mammalia; Lagomorpha; Ochotonidae
Product: F-box/WD repeat-containing protein 12-like
Exons: 10
Coding region: 17-1423 (468 amino acids)
Molecular function (GO): protein binding
Source: RefSeq, a predicted model, not a curated record